AUGUUAUAUCAACAUAUCCAUUGGUUAGUUAUUGUUCUGUUAAUAAGCUUUAGAGCUUAUCCUGGACACUCUUUGCUAGUGAAGCGUGGUAGAAUCAGGUGCUUAGAGAGGGAAAGAGAAGCUCUUCUCAAGUUCAAAGACGAACUUGUUGAUGAAUAUAGCCGACUAACUUCUUGGGGAACCCAUGAGGAUAAGAAGGAUUGUUGCACAUGGAAAGGUGUCUAUUGUCAAAACCACACUAAUCAUGUUAUUGCAUUGGAUCUUCAUGGUCCAUCAGACAAAUAUGGACUCUUGCCUACUGCCUCUCUAAGAGGUAACAUCAGCCCAUGGUUGCUUGAAAUACGCAAUUUGAAUAAUUUAGACCUCAGUUAUAAUGAUUUCAACGGUAGCCAAAUUUCAAAAUUCAUUGGCUCCCCAGGCAGAUUACAGUACCUUAAUCUGUCCUUUUCUAAUUUCAGAGGUCACAUUCCGCAUCACCUUGGCAACCUUUCGGAAUUGCAACGUCUUAGUGUCGGCAGCAAUUCCAUGUUAACAAGCUCAAACCUUAAUUGUCUUUCUCCACUUCAUUCAUUGGGAUACCUUGACCUGAGUUAUGUUGACCUCACGUUAGCAACUGAUUGGUUACCAACAAUGAGUAAACUAACUUGUCUCCAAUUGUUAUUCAUGUCAUACUGUCACCUAGCUCCACUUGUUGAUCCCUUACCUUCAAUGGUCAAUGCUUCUAAUUUUCUUUCUGAUCUUUCUCUUGAUGGAAAUAAACACUCCUCUUCUUCGGGAUUCCCUUGGUUGUUUAACUUCAGCAGUAGUCUUAUUUACCUUGAUAUCAGCUACAACAAUUUGCAAGGUCCUAUUCCUAAUGGAUUGCAAACUCGGGCCACAUUUUCCCAAUGGCUUCAUACACAGAAGGAAUUACUUAAUCUUGACAUCUCUAAUGCUGGAAUUCAUGACCCCUUACCUGAUUGGUUUUGGGAUCUCUCUCCAAAAUUAUAUCGUUUUAACGCAUCACAUAACAAAAUUCACAGCGUCCUUCCUGAUUUAUCUUCGAAGUUUUCCACUUACAUGUACAUAGAUUUGAGCGAUAAUCAGUUUAAUUGUUUAUUGCCAAGUUUGCCUCUUAAAGCAUCAGUACUGGAAUUUUCAAAUAACAAAUUCUGGGGCUCAAUUACUGAUUUAUGCAGUAAUGCUAGUUCUUGGGAAUAUCUUGAUCUCUCCAAUAAUCUAUUGUCGGGGCAACUUCCAGAUUGUUUUGCAAAUCAGAUGAGCUUAAAAUUUCUUAAUUUGGCACAUAAUAAUUUCUCGGGAAAGAUUCCUUUGCCAAAUAACAUUUCUUCUUUACAUUUACAAAAUAACAGUUUUACAAGAGAAAUACCAGCAUCAUUGAGGAAUUGUACGUCUUUACAUUUUCUUGAUCUUUCAGAAAAUAAGUUGACCGGUGAAAUACCCACGUGGGUGGGAGAUCAUUUGUCAAAAUUGGUCCUUCUAAAUCUGCGUUCCAAUCAGUUCUUUGGUACCAUUCCUUUAAACUUGUGUCAUUUAACUCUUUUACAAGUCCUAGACAUCUCUUUCAACAAGAUUUCUGGUACUAUACCGAAAUGCUUAAGCAACCUCAGUGCUAUGGUUCAGCAAGUGGAGUUUGAGUUGUAUGCGUAUAUUCAAUCAUCGCGAUUUAUUUACCUUGAGGAUGCAGAAGUGACAUGGAAAGGAAAGGAAAACGAGUACAUAAAGAGUCUUAAACUGGUGAAGCUCAUUGAUCUUUCAAGCAAUAUUUUAGUUGGUGAAAUUCCUCCUGAAAUUACAAGUCUUGUGGGUCUAGUUCCGUUGAAUCUUUCAAGAAACAACCAAAGCGGACUCCUUCUUGUGAAGCUUGGACUGUUACAAACUGCUCAAGAUGAUUUCCGGGCUCAGUUAACCUUUAAAACACCGAAUCAACACCAAAACCGAAGGUACCCGCUGCCGACCUCACGAGUUCUACCUAUGGUUGCUUUUCUUCCUUCUGCUUGUUGUUUGCUCACUCACAAAGAAUGA
Olea europaea var. sylvestris is the source of this 2025-nucleotide messenger RNA. Its product is annotated as probable LRR receptor-like serine/threonine-protein kinase At4g36180. Gene Ontology annotation, molecular function: protein binding. The record is from RefSeq and is a predicted model, not a curated record. Lineage: Eukaryota; Viridiplantae; Streptophyta; Magnoliopsida; Lamiales; Oleaceae. The transcript is spliced from 2 exons. Bases 1 to 2025 code for a protein of 674 amino acids.